CCGCCUGCGCUCGCAGAGAUCCAAGGAAUUCAACAGCAGGAGGUGACGUCAGAAUCCCGUAUUUUGCAGUUGAUAUGGAGUAGAACAUUUAACCAUGUUUCUGACUUUAGUUUUCGCAUUUUCGGUGGCUUUCCCCCCCCGCAAAAUACUUUUGUUUUAACUUUGCGAGAGAGGCAUUGAGCAGUGAUAGCAUGACAAAUUCGUGUUUUUUUUUUGAGAUUGGAAGGCUCCUAGAUCUCUCCUCGCAAACAACAGGGGAAGUGCCCCCUGUCCUUUGUCUGCUUCGGGUGUUUUUAAAGUAUUCGACAUGGACAUUUACGGAUACAAUGGUGUUUUUCUGGUCAAAAGACCGUUUAAUAAUGCAGUUUUUGAGAUUUCGAAUAUGUCAGACAUUACGAAGGCGAACCCUCAGGGAUGCGAUAACGGGGCUUUGACAAACAGAUUCGGAGUCUUGAUUCAAGGGUUGUUGGCCAUAGUUGCCUUCAGCACAUUGAUGGUGAAGAGGUUCCGUGAACCCGUAGGGAUCAGAAGACCGUGGAGGAUCUGGUUUUACGACAUGUCCAAGCAGGCCAUUGGCGCUCUCUUCAUCCACUUCGCCAAUGUGUUCCUCUCCAACCUCACAGAAAUGGACCCCUGUUCCCUGUAUUUGAUCAAUUUCCUGCUCGAUGCCACGCUAGGCAUGCUGGUCAUCUGGGUGGGGGUCAGGGUUGUCUCCAGGAUCGUGGAGUACAAGCAGUUCGCACUGCUCACCUUUGGAGAAUACGGUGACCCUCCCCAGGCCGCAGCGUGGCUCGGUCAGUGUGGUGUCUACCUUCUCAUCAUGGUCCUGGAGAAGAGUGUAGUCAGCUUGGUGCUGCUCAUUCCAGGAUGGACCAAUCUGCAGUCUGUGUUGCUGGACUACAUCCCUAACCCUCAGGUGGACCUUGUGUUGGUCAUGCUCAUCGUGCCCGUCAUUGUCAACUCCAUCAUGUUCUGGGUGGUGGACAGUCUGAUGAUGAGGAAGUACAAGAGCCUGGAUGACUCCUGUGACCCCUCGACCAAGGUCGUCUCCAUGGUGCCGUGGGUUACUGGCGACGAGUCACAGGUCCUGUUGCCCGUCGACACAGACGCUGAGGAGGAGGAUAGUCCAACAAUGGAUCCGAGGAGGGUCCCGCUCUAGCCUCCCAGUAGUGGGCAUAAUACCUAGCUGGGUGAAGGUGUAGCUCUGGUAUCCUUCUCUAAAAGACCCCGACACACACGCUGACCCGCACCACACACAAACAAAUCACACGCAUUUGCUUUUUUCAAUUGUACACAUCCCAAUGAUGUCUUUGAUGAUGACUUGGCUGUUAGAGGAUGUUGAAUGUUAUAUUAACUAUGCUUUAUGAUGGAGGGGGCUAUAAGCUUGGUGGGGGCUAUAAAGUGUCUCGUAAUGGAGAUGAUUAGAGAGCACAGUGAUGAUGAAAGAGUAAAUCUGUCCUCUCUCACGGGGGGGAUUUUGUGAAAAGGGUGUUUGUUGAUCUCCAAAGAGCUCCUUGACAUACCGUAUCAACUUCUAAAGAGUAGCGGUAAGGUGUCAGUACAAUCUCCUCUGUUUUCCUUCAUCAUACAGAUAACUGCUUAGUUCAAACCUCGACAUACAUCAUCUAAUGAUCUGUAAUUAAAUACGUUUUGGACCUGUAGUAUUCAGUAGAAUCCACUACUAGUGUCCUUGUCUCCUUUCCUCCUUCGCCACUAACAAGUGGAAGGUCUGGGUAGUUUCAAUCAUAUGGAUUGCAACGUCCACUCAUAUCAGUUGUCAGACUAUUGUAACUCAGCCCGAGAAGUUGGACCUUUUUAAAGUUGGAAAUGUUUUAUCUGAGUUGGACUGUAGUGGUCUGGAACAGUUCUUCACACUUAUCCAGAGGAUGUUUUAACAAGGUGGAAAAUGGACCAGAUCAUUUUAUAUUCCUCGUGGAUGUCCAUUUGGGAUUGAUUUGGACUUAUACAAAUAUUUGCAAUGUUUCUGAUAUGAAGUAAAGAGCUUAGUGAUUUUGAA
This is a messenger RNA of Oncorhynchus tshawytscha (Chinook salmon), 2017 nucleotides long. RefSeq names its product store-operated calcium entry regulator STIMATE. The record is from RefSeq and is a predicted model, not a curated record. The transcript is spliced from 8 exons. Gene Ontology annotation, cellular component: membrane. NCBI's taxonomy places the organism in Eukaryota, Metazoa, Chordata, Actinopteri, Salmoniformes, Salmonidae. The coding region runs from base 308 to 1159 and encodes 283 amino acids.